Molecule: messenger RNA, 4136 nt
Organism: Drosophila serrata
Lineage: Eukaryota; Metazoa; Arthropoda; Insecta; Diptera; Drosophilidae
Cellular component (GO): nucleus
Molecular function (GO): zinc ion binding
Source: RefSeq, a predicted model, not a curated record
CAAUUUAUGGUCACAUCAUUUCAGUGAAAUAAACAAAAUGUUGGUUCUUAGCGAGAUAAAACAAUUAACUAUGUAGAAUUGCAACCGAUUAGCGCCGAGUGAACCUCUAAGACACCGACCAACAUGGAGCGGUUCGCUUUCAAGAUCGACGCGGCUCUAAAAGCGAAUCUCUACAAGAUCUGCAGGCUGUGCGGCAUCGACAAUCCAGGAAAAGUGCAAAUACUGCCGCAGAAUGAGGACGACAUUAUUGACCUGGACGAGCCCAGCUUGUCGCAGAAGGUCUAUGAGCUGGUCGGUUUUAUGGUGUCCGGCGACGACAAAAUGCCGCAGACAAUGUGCAGCCUGUGCGUGGAUAAAAUCAAUGAUUUUUACGAGUUUCGAGAGAUGUGCUAUGCAACCAACAAACAGACCCGUAACCUUUUAGGACUGAAGGCGGUGGAGCCCGAAAAGCUCAUUAAACUGAAGCCGAUAAUCAAGUCGGAACCGCAGCUUAUGGGGCCAGGAGGCAAACGGGGCCGGAAACGCAAGACAGAGGACAACUGGCCGAGGUCUAAUCUUAACGUAAAGGCUCAGGUCAAGAAGGAGCCGGUGGGAUUUCACAAAAAGCUACGACUUCAGCCGGCGCAAUCAGCUCCCAUAGAGCCCAAAACGGAACCUGACAUCAAAGAGGAACCCGUCGAACCGGAAACCAGUCACAAGGUGCCACCGAAGAAGGGCCGAAAGUCCAUAUGCAGUGUUUGUGGCGAAAAGUUCCUAAGCAAGGAGCUAGCUGACGAGCACAAGAGCCUUGUCCACGUGCCCUCGAUCCUGCGCUACGUAUGCAACGCUUGUAACCAGACGCAUCACAAUCAUAGCGACAUCCGCGCCCAUCAGCUCUGGCACAAGCUCUCGAAGACGCCUUACAAGUGUCCCCUGUGCGAGACGAGCGUGGCCAAUGCCUACGCCUUUACGCGCCACCUGCGGGAGCACAACCCGCCUACUCCCGUCCAGCUGCUCGUUCUGGAUCGCGAGUGCCCGCUGUGCAAGAAGACAUUCAUCACGAACUUCUUCUACAACACUCACCGAUGUGCCAUCCGCAAACGCAAGUGCGGCGGCUGCAGUCGCGCCUUGAACUCUGAGGCCGCCUACAUGCGUCACGCCCCAACCUGUGCGAAGAUUUACCUCACUCACUCCAAGCACAUCAUGCCCGAGGUGGUAACCAAUGAGGCGCAGAUGCGUAUUAUGAACGAGGUUGAGGACGAACUGGUUGGACUGCCGCCGGCAACCACUGUGCCACCGGACUUCGUGAUCGACGAAGGUAUGCAACCGGUGGUGGUCCUGGAGCGGCUCUCAUCUCCUCUGCUACGGGCGUCGGGUGCAGUCAAUCGACUGGGCGCCUCGAAGGGAAGAAACAGCGAAAGGGUUUCUGCCAAGAAGUACUUGAAGAGAGUGGAUCAGCUGCUUAAAAACACAAUGAGCACCCUUGUGAGCAUCAAGCAUGAGCCGGAAAUGCACAUCAGCGAUACUGGUCCAACCGGAGAGCAUGUGGAACCUGAGCCUGAACGAACGGAAGAGGAUCCACCUAGCUUCGGGGAUGAUGACUUCCAUGGGGGCAACGAUGACAGCGAUGAGGAGGAGAACCCAAUGGCAACCUCCUCUAAAACUGCUGCUUUGGCCAGCGAUAAUGUACCCAGUUUAUCGAUCAAACAGGAGCUCUUAGACGAAGCGUAUGAGAAGCAAAUGGAGGUCAAGCAGGAGCCUCUUAAACUUAAGCUGAAAAUAACCAAGAAUCACGGCAAGCUCAACUCCUCGAUCAUAGACGAUUUGGAUGAGGCUGGUCCUGCGACCGGAAGGAGUAGCAAAAAGAAGAAAAAACGAAAGCACAAAGAGCGGGAGAAGGAGGCGUCAGUAGAAGCAGACGUAAUACAGGAUCAGUCCAUGGUUAAUGUGAAGCAAGAACCCGCUGACAACGAUUACGUUCCUCAGGCGACGGUCAUGACCACGAUACCCAUUACUCAGCUAGAAAGCAGCUACAAUGAAAGUGAGCAGCAUGAGGCGGAGGAACCGGUGCAAAUUCAGGAGGAUGUGAAGCCCAAUCGCGUUGAGCUGGAUCGAAUGAUGCAGAUAUCCCAUGUGGCCAGUGGCGUCGACAUGGCCGAAGAGGCUAUGCCCUUGGAGAGAGAAGAAGAACAAGCCGUUGAAGCCACUCCCGAUGAGCCAGAGAGAGAAGCAGAGAAGCCCAAGGAGUCCCCGCCCAAGACAAAGGUCACGUCGGUAAAGUCUACGGCACGCAAGAGCACGGGAGGUGUUCAACGCAAGCCCCGCAAUGAGACCCCGAAGGAGGUACCUUUGCCACAGAUCGUGGCCGUGGAAAGUGGCGAGGCGGCAUCGUUCAAUAUGAUUCAGGAUAUUAACAUUAAACCGGAGCCUCGCAAUCGCGGAUACGGUGACGAUGAGCCUGAUGCUACAGAGGAGAUUAAUCACAACGAGAAGAUGGACGAGGAAAAUGAUUAUAUCGACAGUUUAGACCUCAACAAUGUGACUGUGAAGCAAGAAAAAGACUUGGACAUUUCUCAUGAAUCCGAAACUAUGCACUGCAACGGACUUGAAAAGGGCGGCGAAAGCGAGGGCGAUGACGAUGGCCAUGAAGACAGUAUAUCGUCAGCAGACGAGGCAGAGGAAGCUAUGGAGGAGGACGAAGAAGAGCGCAUUUAUCAGGAAAUCGAAUUGCCACCAUUGGAAGCUCAAACCGAUGAGGAUAAAGCAUCACAAUCUGUUCCAGAGGAGCCCGUAUUACCAGCAUCGAAGCCAGAAUCUGAACAGCCGCCCCUAAAACCUGCUCCGGACAGUGCAAGAAAACCAGUGCCAGCAUUAAGUUUGGUUAUAACUAACAUCUGCAGUCAAGCCGCACCGGACAUAGUAACUGUGCCUGAUGAGAGUUUGACCACUUCGGAUUUAGAGCCUAUUCAUGACAACACUCCUGCUUCCACCAGUGAGAGUCAACCUACGCUAGGACCGGUGGAUAUACCCGCGCCAGAGGCAAACGAAAUUCAGUCAUCGCCAUUUAAUGCUGCUGUUCCGGUAGUUGAAACCCAGACGGAUAUUGAAAAUAAUCAAUCCGCUGAAUGCCUAAAUGCUCAUAGCUCAAACCUGGUAGAUGAACAUCCUUCUGAGGAAGUUUUAAAACCCCAAAUAGAAGUCGUCUCUAAUAUGACAGUUGAAGAUCAAUCCCGGACAGGUUGUGAAGCUAACUCAUCUCCCAUUGAAUCGCAAACCGAGGGGGAUAUGGGCUCAAUCCAGCCAAUGGAGUCUCUGGCUCCACCAGGCUCUGCAGUUGAGGAACUACCAGCUCCAAUUGAGGACCGAUUUCCGGCAGACCCUCAAGCUCAUUCUUCCCUCCUUGAGAGUCAACCCGUCACUAUACAUGAGGUUGAAUCUCUGCCAAGUUCUAGUUCUAAUAUACAAGAGGCAGGAUCAGCAUCAUCUGAGAAUAUAUCCUCUACACACAUAAAUCCAGCCCUGGAAUCUCUAGACAGUGACCAUGAUACUGCGACUACUCCAAUGGUCUCCCUUAAUGGUCCCAAAGAUAUUGAAGCUCAGGCCCUGCCAGUUUACGAGGCACCCAACUUUACAUGCGAUGAGGAGCAGCAGAACGUGCUUAACCAUGAAAUCUCGGAGCAGCAACAGGCGCCUCUCGAUGAUGGCCAGCGGAUGGUUUUUGAGGAGCAGCCGGAACCACUUGAAACUGGGCAGGAGCCGUCACAGAAUGAGGAGGAGGAGUGUAAGCCAGGAACCUCGACGAGGCCAAUAGAGGAAACUGAGAACCGAAUUAACGAGCAGCAGCAGCAGCAGGGACUGGCCCUGGAGGAUCAACGGCAGCCACGCUGCCAAGCCAACAACGAUGACUCCAAUAUUAACGAAAUCGCCGAAAACAAUAACAAUGCCAAUAUUGAGCGCGAACUGCAGGACGAUACUCUAGGCGGGGCUCAGGAGGAUGAUAAUCCAUAGUCGACGAUUAUCUGAUAGAUUGUGUUCUUUCAUUCAGUUAAAUUUGUAAAUAUGUAUGGAUUUGUUAAGGAGGGAUUUGAGGAACACAAAAAACACAUUGAAAGUCUAUCCCGAUCCCGAGCGCGAUAUAAUUGCUACAAACAUUUGUA